Molecule: messenger RNA, 1659 nt
Organism: Capronia epimyces CBS 606.96
Lineage: Eukaryota; Fungi; Ascomycota; Eurotiomycetes; Chaetothyriales; Herpotrichiellaceae
Exons: 7
Coding region: 1-1659 (552 amino acids)
Molecular function (GO): heme binding; iron ion binding; monooxygenase activity
Source: RefSeq, a predicted model, not a curated record
AUGUCAGUUCAACUGGGCGACAUCAGUCUGGACGGGAUCCGUGAGAGGAUUCAACAGACCAGCCCAUGGAACUUUGCCGUGGCACUGGUCAUCCUCUAUGGCAUCUACCGAGCACUCCAGAUCGGACGACGAGACAAGCGGAUGCCUCCAGGCCCACCGACCUUGCCAUUGUUGGGGAAUUUGCACCAGAUUCCCAUUACGGGCAUGUACAAGAAAUUCAAGGAGUGGGGCGAAGAGUUUGGCGGAAUCUACUCGCUCAAGCUUGCGUCGUCCACCGUGAUUGUGCUGUAUGACCGGAAAGCCGUGCAUGACCUCGUGGAUAAAAAGGGUCUCCUCUACGCCGAGCGGCCGCACAGCUAUGUGAACGACCUGGUCACGCACGGCGACAGCCUCGUGUUCCAGGACCACCACGAACGACAGAAAGCCAAACGCAAGAUUGCCACGCACAAUUUCUCGCCCAAGAUUCUCGACGAGCGAGUGGCUCCUGUCCAAGACGCCGAGGUGACAGUCCUUUUGAACGACCUGGUCACGAAGCCGGAGGAUUUCUACAAUCACAUGAAACGGCUCACCUCUUCUAUUGCCUGUAUCCUCGUGUACGGACAGCGAGCUACGUCUUACGAAGACUUCUGGGGUCAUGUACGUUCUUCUCUUUGGUUUGGCGAGGCAUUGGAGCCAGGGGCCAAUCCACCGGUCGACGAAUUCCCCGUUCUCAAGUAUCUGCCCGAGUUCAUUUCUCCGUGGAAGACUCGAGCCAAGUACGCGGGCAGCGUGAUGCACAAGAUUUGGUCGGAAGCACGCAGCCGGGUGGACGAGCGACGACGACGAGGUGACAUUCGCACCUCGCAUGGCUCGCUGGCCGACAAGCUGCUAGAUGAGUACACGGAGAAAGGGUCGCCGUUGAGUAAACAGGAGUUGGACCAUUUCUUUGGCCUGCUCGUCGAGGGCGGGGCCGAAACCACGUCGUCCACCAUGUUGACCCUCAUCCUCUGCCUGGCCAUGAACCCUCGUGUGCAACAAAAGGCGCAGAAAGAGAUCGAUGCCGUCUGCGGCACAGAGAGGAUGCCUGAAUGGUCGGAUUUCGCCCGUCUGCCCUACAUCAACUGCAUCAUCAAGGAAGGCAUGAGAUGGCGCCCUGCUGCUCCAGUCGGGAUCCCCCAUCGCGUGGCGGCCGACGACUUCUACGAAGGAAUGCUGAUUCCAAAGGACUCGACCAUCUUCAUUCCCACAUGGGCCCUCCACCACGCCGAACGAUUUGGCUAUGACGAUCCGUAUGAAUUCAAGCCGGAGCGGUACAUCAACCACCCCAAGCUGGCCAACGACUACGCCGGGGGUGCAGAUUUUAGCAACCGAGAUAAGUCUAACUGUUCCUCACAUCACUAUGGCUAUGGCAGUGGACGGCGCAUGUGUCCAGGAAUCCACCUGGCUGAGAGGACGCAGUGGCGCAUUGCAGCCAAGCUGCUGUGGGCGUUCGACAUCCUCCCCGGCUUGGACCCUGCAACCGGGAAGCCCGUCAAGCUGGACCCGAAUCAUUACGUCGAGGGCCUGCUGCACGGUCCCGCGCCGUUCAAGUGUAUCUUCAAGCCACGGAGUCAGACACACGUCGACAUCAUCACUCGAGAGCUGGCCGCUGCAAGAAGGUUCCUGGCUCCGUACGAAUGA